Molecule: messenger RNA, 3944 nt
Organism: Ylistrum balloti
Lineage: Eukaryota; Metazoa; Mollusca; Bivalvia; Pectinida; Pectinidae
Product: apolipophorins-like
Exons: 11
Coding region: 54-3830 (1258 amino acids)
Source: RefSeq, a predicted model, not a curated record
UUAGGAACGCAGCAUCUAUCGACGGAUCGUUAGAUUUAAAAACGCCAUUCAAAAUGAUCAAAAAUAUUGCAGCCACACUUCAGCAUUCUGGGGACCUACACCAGUUCUCUACUAUUGCAAAUGUUCAAUUAACACCAACAAAAGUAAUAGCAGCAAAGAUAGACUUAUUCAAUCACCGUCUACGACGAAUCAAUGCCAACUUUGAACUGACAACACCAUUUGAGGGCUUGGAAUUGACAAAGGUAACAUACAGACACACUUUGUCUUCUAAUGACGUUAAGUGUUUCAGUGAUAUCACCUACGGAAAUGAUAAAGUAAUCGCUUCGUUGAAAGCAUCUAAAAGUCCAAUGUCUUUUGAUGUCACUCUUCAGACUCCUUUCACUGACUUUGAGGAAGUAGGAGCUAAAGCUAAGUAUGCCAGACAAGGUCUCAGCCAUAAUUUCAACGUUAACGUGAAAUAUUGCACUGGAAAGGAAAUAGCUUUCAAGACAUCAGUCGAUCUCGCAGCUAAUCCCAUCACACUGACCGCUGACCUCACUACACCUUUCGCCGGGUAUGAACUGACUGAGUUGCGGUACACACACAGUGGAAGUUUACCCGACUUCAGGUGUACGGCUGAUUUUUCAUCUUCCUAUUCCCCUCCAAUCAACGGGGAGUUGGCAUUAAGAUUAGUCUCUAUCAGUGAUAUGCAGGUGCUCGUCACAUUUACCAGUCCUUUCUUCGACAACGCUGAAACCCUGAGAUUCGUUCUUCGUAAUCAAAAGAACACACAUGAGUACCAGUCACACGCUGAAGUUGCAUGGACGCAAACCGACGUAAUCGUAGUUGAUGGAACAUUUGCAAAUAGUGAAACGUGGAAUGGCAACACAGGCAAUGUUGGACUUACUGUGAGUACGCCAUUUUCCUCUUUACGUUCAGCGGCCCUAGCAGUUCAUCAUGAUUUGGUGUCAUCAAAGUACACAGAAUCCAUCAGCGCUGAGUGGAAUGGUGAGAAAAUGAUUGAUAUGGACGUUGUGUUUGGAAAAGACACAGCGUAUGUAGCAGCAUUAAUGAUGCGUGCACCAACACCAGUCUCGUUUUCAUCCAGUGGGGAAAUGACCGAUGCUGUUAUCAGAGGUAACAUUGACAUCAACUGGAACACAAUGAGCCAGGACAGCAAGAUCCGAGUAGAAGCUGCUUUCAACGAUAAAAGCGAUAGCUUCACAAAGAGGAAGGAAGUGUCAAUGACUGUUACACAACCUAAAAAUUCAAUUUCUGUCACUGGUACUCUGAGCAAGUCAUCUGUUGCGUUCAGCUCCAGCGGGAACGUCAUUGUUAAUGGUGUUACCAAAUUUGGAAUUGACUAUGAUACUUCUGCAAAAAAUAGACGUAAGAACAAAGAACAAAGCAACACAUUGGCUAUCAGGAUUCCUUCGAGAACUCUCAAAGCAACAGGUCACUUCAGUGAAAGCUAUGGUACAAAGACUACUGAGGCUGCCAUUUUCUGGGAUGCAGGAAGAGACGAAACAAAGAAAGUUGGAGUGAGAGGCACUUUUAUUCCUAAAGGACGAUCAACAAAAGCUGACUUUUCUGUAAGCUUCCCGAGUCUUGGAAAGGAUGUCAAACUGGACUCCGAGGUAACAUUGAACAGCGGAAACGUUAUGUUUGAUGGAAAGACCGAAUUCAGCUACUCUAGUGAUAUUAGCAAGACUCUUGUGAUCCACUCACGAGUGGAAGAUCUGUCAUCUGGAUUCAGAAAGAACUACAGUUUUAUCGUCGGAGUAGCUCAUCCUGCGACAACAGUUGACGUCCAACUUGCGUCUCAUAUUAGCCAUGCAGACAACAAAUACUCUGCCGAUAUUGGUUUGCAGUAUCUAACAGCUGCUCGUAACAUGAAGAACUUCGCCCUGAUGGGAGAAAUUGACAAAAUGAGAAAACAGAUGAAAGUCCAGAUGGUUUCUCCACUUAAAUCUGUAAAGGUUUCGGGUCAUGUCAGCACCAGUGUUCCUUACCGACUCUCUAUCCACAAUCUGUAUGAUGAAAGGCCAGUGGACGCAGAGUUUACUAUUGAUCCUAGUAAACUUUCCAUGAGAUUCCAUAUGAAUUACGACAUUGACAACCAAGGCAAGGUUCUCCAUGGUGAGGCUAAGUAUGUGAAUAACAGCGCAAUCAGGGCUGAACUCUACCGAGAGGAAAAUACUCAAAGAAUCACUGACAGCUUGUUUGCUAUGCGACUUAACACUUCCAGAAUGCUUCACACAAGAUUACACUGGCGUCCAAGUAUUGUUCAAGAUCUUAAGACAUAUGGACUCCGACAAAUGGCCCGUAACAGUAGAGACCUUUUGGAGCUCUAUAAUGAAAUGUCGUCGGGAAUCAACCAAGAGCUCAAUUCCAAGUACAACAAUAUCAGGUCAGCCUUCCUGACAGAACUCGCACCAUUUGUUCAGUCCACUGCCACCAAUAUUAGAGGCAUCCAAGAAGACUUGGCUUCUCUGAGUGAAACAUAUGACUGCGCAGAACUUGAUCGCCGUAUUCAGGAUUGCUCACAAUAUCUCACGGAAAUCCUCUUGAAAAUGCAAACCUUUGCUCGUUGGAUGGAAACUGCAGCCUCUACUCGUGUGUCUUACCCACUGAAGGAUACUGUGGACAUGUACAUCGUUGGCGGAAGUGAAAUGCUACAGGCGAUCGGACAAGAAUCAAUGAAGAACUACGCUGCCAUGAUGAAUAUGUUAGAUGAGAAAUUUCGAGAACAUUCGACAACAGCUCUGCUGACAUUCAAAACCUACCACGACCAUUUGACCAAUGUCAUUGCCCAGCCUAUGAACACAGACACUGUGCGUCUGGCUAAAGCCAAGUACAAUGAGUAUCUCGCCAAGCUUACCAACCAAUUACCAUCUAUCAACAACAUGGCUCAGCGAUACACGUCAUCUAUUUAUAACACCAGGGAAAACAUCAACUCUGCCCUUAAUGGACUGCUGGACAGACCGGAAGCUAACUACGUGAAAUCACAGGCUGUUGCUGCUUACAAAUACUGGGAGGUUGAGGAGAAUACCAAGGCCGCCAUUAAAAGCGUUUACGAUCACAUCGUGGAAAUAAUCGAGGAAGAAAUCGAAACACUGAAGUCCAUCAUCACUGAUCUUGAGAAAACCAAGAUAACAGUGUUCGACCCUGUUCAUGGAGAAGUCCAAACUGACACUUACCUGAUUGUUCCAAUGAAAUCUCUGAAGUCUCUUCCCGGCAUCGACGUCAUCCAACGCCUCAACGCAAUUCGGUCGUACAUUCCAGACACCAGUGAAUGGGGAUCCAUCUCUGAUUAUGUGCCAUCCUCUGAUGUCAGCACCUGGAUGCCACCUUUCGAUGCGUUUGCAUCCGUGGAGGGAAAUACAUUUACUACAUUUGACGGAAAGACAUACCAGUUCAGCGGCCGAUGCAGCUACGUACUGGCUGGUGAUUAUAUGGAUGGUAACUUCUCUGUGAUUCUCGACUAUAUGGGCAAACAGAAAAGAAGGGUGAUCAUCACCACAUCCCAACACACUGUACAGCUCCUGCCAAAGAACAAAUUAAGAGUGGAUGGGGUCAUUGUUGAAAUGCCAUACCAUACCCAAGACAUGUCCAUCAUCAAUGAGGGUGAUGACGUCACAGUGAGUGGGCGUGGCUUCACCGUUCUCCAUAACUUGCCCCGUGAUAAGUACGAGAUUGGACUGAGUGGUUGGUACUACGGAAAGACUGGUGGUUUACUGGGAACUUACGACAAUGAACGUCAUAACGACAUGAUGAUGUCAUCACGGCAACUUGCAAGUGACGUCAGCUCAUUUGCAGACACCUGGGAGGUCAAGGAUAAAUGUCGCUAAUAUGCUGAUAUGUUGAUGGACGUUCUUUAUCUGUACGAUGAUGAAAAUCUUAUUUGAUUUGAAAAUUUAGACCCUUUGCCAAAACAUUUAAAUGUUUAACUGGAAUAAAAAUGA